AUGGCGAUGCAGGUGCUGGCCGUCGCCUCCCUGCUACUGCUUCUGUGGCCGGCGCACCGCGCCGGCGCCGCCGAGUACGUGGUCGGCGACGUCAGCUACGGCUGGGAAUCCGGGUCCGGCAUCAACUACGCUGCCUGGGCAAGGGAGUACGCCUUCGCCGUCGGGGAUGUCCUAGUUUUCCAGUACGUGAGCUCCCAGCACGACGUGUACGAGGUGACCGAGGAGGUCUACCGGUCCUGCGACACCGCCGCCGGCGGCGGCAACGGCGUGCGCGUCAAGUACACCAGCGGAUACGACCGGGUGGUGCUCGCCGAGGCGAGGGGAUACUGGUUCAUCUGCGAUUUCCCGGGCCACUGCCUAGGAGGCAUGAGGGUCGCUGUCAACGUCUCCUCCGGCGCAGCAGCAGGAGGAGGAUCGCCGACUGUGAACCCCCCGCCUGACGGCAGUGCGGCGUCGACGACGACCGGAGGUCGCCCAGGUUGGGCGGCGGCGGGGUGUCUGGCUCUCGGUGUCCUGGCGUUGAUAAAUACUAGGCCCUUUUGCUACUAUAGGCAGUAUGGUCACUGA
This is a messenger RNA of Miscanthus lutarioriparius, 567 nucleotides long. The record is from the annotation of a GenBank genome assembly. NCBI's taxonomy places the organism in Eukaryota, Viridiplantae, Streptophyta, Magnoliopsida, Poales, Poaceae.